AAAAUCAUGAUUUGCGCUCGAGGCGGGGAAAUUUCACGAAAUCUCAAGCUUCUUUGGUACACCAACGCGCCAAUUCCAUGUCUUUGAAGACUCUUCCUCUCCCUCUCCCUCUUCCUCUCCAAUCCCUAAUUCAUUCUCAUGGAUUCAAUUGAGCCGCCGUCGUUUUCGCUAGGGUUUGAUCUUGAUGCUGCAUCGGAUCCCCAAUCUGAUUCCCAUCAGAACCCUAGCCCCUCCGGCGACCAGUUAAUUGGGGACGAGCCUGAGCCGGGACUUACGGUCCCAGAUUCUGAUCAGGAGCUUGAUCCAGCUUAUGUAAGCCCUGUUCUCAAGCGGUUGCGACGGGGGAUUAAUCCAAACAAGUGUCCUGCUAAAGAUGAUAGGGGCGUGGCCAGUGACUUGUUAGGUUGCAGGGAGGAUCGGGAUGAUGACAUCGAGGAGUUCUCUUCUCCAGAGGAUUCUUCUCACACGGACGCACCUGCCUCAACAAGGAGUCAUUUUUCUAGUUGCAGCUCAAGGGUGCCACUCCAUGGUACAGGAGUCUUGUCUAAUCAGCCUUCUAUCUCUCGGGGGAAAAGAAAGCAGUCGGAUGUUCCAGCAUCUGCUGGCUCUGGGAUUAGUUCUAUUGCAUCGUUGUUCCAGAGGUCAGCUCGUAGUCCUCUGCGAAGGUUCCAGCUACUAGAUUCAGAUUCUGAAGAUGACCAUCCAUCCACCAGCAGAGAUUUAAGCGGCGUAACUAAAGCAACUAAUUCAUCCUCAAAGGAUAACCUAUCUGUCGCUAGUAAAUCAAAGAGAAAGGAACCUGGAUCUAUCCCCUGUAUUAAAGAUCUGUGGAAAGAUUUUUCGCCGGCAAUUUCCAAGAUUCAAACACCAGCUUUGGAUGAUGUUUGUCAGGACUAUUUUAGCUCCAUCAAGACGACUAGCACAGCUCAGAAACAAAGCAGCGCAGUGGCAAGUAGUAGCAAUAGUGGAUAUCAUAACUUGACUGGUUUUCAGCAAACUGGGCAAUUCUUGGAUUUAUCCCACCCUUCUCCUCCAUCUCAUCGUUUCUUCUUGCAUAGUGAUCCAAGGAUCCGGAAUCUUGCUCGACAGCGGUUACCAAACUUCUUGCCCCUGGGAAUAGUCAAUGAUAGGGAGAGCCAGCGAGAGGUGUUCCUUGUUGAUUAUAUGAAUCAAUUUGGCAGCAAAGGAAGUUCGAAAACUGAAGCCUCUAGCAGCAAAAGCUGCAGAAGAGGGCAAGCAAAGUCAAAGGUUUCAAAGGGCCAAGAGAGCACACACACUUCUGAAGGCUGGUUAAAUCCUAAAACGAGAUCUGCAGCUCCAAAGGAUGCUGGGAAAAGGCGUGUAUCAGCUAACAGUGGCUCUGCAGGUCAUUGGUUCACAUCCGCAGAAGGAAGGAAGGUUUAUAUCUCUAAAUCCGGACAGGAGUUUUCAGGUCAAAGUGCAUAUAGAUGUUACAAAAAGGAGACCGGAGGCGGAGGCGGGUUUAAGAAGUCGAAAAAGAAACGACAGCCAAAGAAGAAGGCGAGGAGUUGAAGAAAGGAAGGCAUUGUUUCCUUCUGAGAACUCAGAGAACCUGGAAAACCCAAGUGUCUGUUAUCAGAAAGUUUCAUCUCUAGAAUCAGAAACUGAUGGGUUUCUUCUCUAAUAUAUUCAGCUGUUUCGCGAAGGACUCCUCUGAAUCUAGAGACUACAUCUGCGACGGUGGUGUUUGUGUUCUACGAAGAUCCAAGACCCCAAAACUUCAAAAGGGUUAAUACAUUUACUUAAGUUGUUGAAGCUUUGUAAAUCGUUUCCUUUUGAUAAAUUUGUAUUAUUACUUUUUUGCAAUUUUGUAAAGAUGCAAAUUGAAAUAGAUUCACGGUUUAGCACAGAUUUGUAUAUCCAAGAAUUUUAUUUGUUA
Messenger RNA from Capsella rubella, 1900 nucleotides. RefSeq lists its product as uncharacterized. The coding region runs from base 139 to 1533 and encodes 464 amino acids. The record is from RefSeq and is a predicted model, not a curated record. The transcript has 6 exons. Lineage: Eukaryota; Viridiplantae; Streptophyta; Magnoliopsida; Brassicales; Brassicaceae.